Molecule: messenger RNA, 2064 nt
Organism: Phodopus roborovskii (desert hamster)
Lineage: Eukaryota; Metazoa; Chordata; Mammalia; Rodentia; Cricetidae
Gene: Zbtb37
Product: zinc finger and BTB domain containing 37
Exons: 4
Coding region: 140-1657 (505 amino acids)
Biological process (GO): regulation of transcription by RNA polymerase II
Molecular function (GO): protein binding; RNA polymerase II cis-regulatory region sequence-specific DNA binding; DNA-binding transcription factor activity, RNA polymerase II-specific
Source: RefSeq, a predicted model, not a curated record
AAAAAGGCGCUGUUGUAGGCUCCAAAAUAAACACCUGAAUUCGUGAUGGCAUCGACAGAGGCUCUUAAUGGAUUAAAAGUUUCAAAACAAACAAUAACGCUUUGGAAAAAGGGUUGAAUGUCUGCCUGUACUUUCAGGCAUGACCAUGGAGAAAAGUGGGAACAUACAAUUGGAGAUCCCUGACUUCAGCAACUCUGUUCUAAGCCACCUCAACCAGCUACGGAUGCAAGGCCGUCUCUGUGAUAUUGUGGUCAAUGUGCAAGGACAAGCUUUUCGGGCUCACAAAGUAGUACUGGCUGCCAGCUCUCCUUAUUUCCGGGAUCACAUGUCCUUGAAUGAAAUGAGUACUGUGUCCAUUUCUGUCAUCAAGAACCCUACUGUUUUUGAAGAGCUCCUUUCUUUCUGUUACACAGGGCGGAUAUGCCUGCAACUAGCAGAUAUUAUCAGCUACCUAACAGCCGCUAGUUUUCUGCAGAUGCAGCAUAUUAUCGACAAAUGUACACAGAUCCUAGAGGGCAUUCAUUUCAAAAUUAAUGUGGCUGAAGUUGAAGCAGAAUUAAGUCAAACGAGGACAAAGCACCCAGAGAGACCUCCAGAGUCUCACAGGGUUACACCAACUCUAAACCGCUCACUUAGCCCAAGACAUAAUGCUACAAAGGGAAACUGGAGGGGACAGGUCAGUGCUGUGCUGGAUAUCAGAGAGUUCAGUCCCCCUGAGGAAUCUACCAGUCCUCAGAUAAUCGAACAGAGUUCUGAUGUAGAGAGCCGGGAGUCCAUUCUUCGAAUCAACAGAGCAGGACAGUGGUAUGUGGAAACAGGAAUAGCAGACCAGGGGGCACGGAGUGGAGAUGAAGUUAGGGUCCUUGGAGCAGUGCACAUCAAAACUGAAAAUCUGGAAGAGUGGCUUGGGCCAGAGAAUCAGCCUUCGGGAGAAGAUGGGAGUAGUGCAGAGGAAGUCACAGCCAUGGUGAUUGACACCACAGGCCAUGGUUCUAUAGGACAGGAAAGUUACAAUUUAGGGUCUUUAGAAGCCAAGGUAGCUCGGCCAACCAGCAGUGAAGUUGACAGAUUUAGCCCCUCCGGCAGUGUUGUUUCCAUGACAGAAAGAUACAGAGCCAGAAGUGAAUCUCCUGGGAGAAUGGAUGAGCCUAAGCAACUUAGCUCCCAGGUAGAAGAGUCAGCAAUGAUGGGAGUAAGUGGCUAUGUGGAAUAUCUCCGAGAACAGGAAGUAUCUGAGCGGUGGUUCCGGUAUAAUCCCCGUCUCACCUGCAUCUACUGUGCCAAAUCUUUCAACCAAAAGGGAAGUCUGGACCGCCACAUGCGCCUGCAUAUGGGAAUCACACCAUUUGUCUGCCGAAUGUGCGGAAAAAAGUAUACCCGGAAAGAUCAGCUGGAAUAUCAUAUCCGCAAGCACACAGGCAACAAGCCCUUUCACUGUCACGUUUGUGGCAAAAGUUUUCCCUUCCAGGCCAUCUUGAAUCAGCAUUUUCGAAAAAACCACCCUGGCUGUAUUAUACCCCUGGAAGGGCCUCAUAGCAUUUCUCCUGAAACAACUGUCACAUCUCGGCAAGCUGAAGAAGGGUCACCUACACAGGAAGAAACAGUUGCUCCUGGAGAAUCUGCCCAGGGCUCAGUGUCUACUACUGGGCCAGAUUGAAACAUUGAGGGGGCGGAGGCAGACCCUCUUCCCCUUUGGGCCGCAACCAGCCCAUAUCAGGACCAUGGGCUGGUACUUCGAUUCACAAAAUGCCACAUUGCUCAACUAGAAGAUGUUCCCAUGGUGUUGCCAAAUUAGAGGGUCAACAUGCAGCAAGCACUAAAGGCUCUUCUCUUUCCCACCUCACACUUUGGAAAAUAAUCAAGCAAAUCAGCUUCUAAUUCAGGGAUCAACAGCCUUGGUUUGUUAACUUUAUAAGAAAAAAAUGUUUUUAACAAAACUGAUCAGUAAAUGGUCAUUUAUCUACCAGUCACGAUUGAACACUGUACGUAGGUCCAUAUCAUCUUGGUGGGUGAAAUCCUAGACCUUUAAAAAAAAAUAAGCGCAGCAGGAUCUUUGGCCAACUG